AUGCUGUUCAACAAAUUGAGCCUUGUUCUGGUCGCUGGUCUGGCCGCCUCGGGUCAGGCCGAGCGUCAUGCUCGUCGAGUCCAUCGAGUCCCGCGCAGCGUGAUCCCCACCAUCCCGGCUCCGCUGCCCACCACCACCACCACGCUGUCUUCGGCUUCUUCGGCCUCGGAGACCGAGUCUGCGACUCUGACCUCGGUCGAGUCCUCUAACGUUGCGGUGACCUCGGUGGAAGCUCCUUCAAGCUCCGUCGUCAUUCCCACCGAGGCUUCCACCUCCAUCGUGGUUCCCGUGCAGUCGUCCAGCUCUGCCGUGGCUCCCACGGUGGCCUCCAGCUCUAUCGUGGUUCCUGUUGUGUCCUCUGGCUUCGCGGCCACUCCUGCUCAGUCCUCUGGCUCCGUCGUGCUCUCUGCCGCGCCCACCAACCACAUUGCCACUCCCUCCGCCGAGGCGUCGUCCAGUGCGAUCUCCUCCAGUGUGGUGCUCUCCCACCAUCCUGCACAUGGUUCUUCCAGCGUCGUUGUCAUUCCUACCGGUCCUGCCAGCGUCAGCACCAGCGCCGUCCCCACCGUGGUGACCGUCACCUACACUGUCGGUUCCGAGGUCACCACUAGCGUCUACACCACCACUGUGUCUCGCACUAUGACCGAUUAUCACACCGUGACUGCGGCCCCUGAGACCAACACCCAGGUCCCCGAUGCGACCAACCAGAUCUCGGAUGUCAACCUCAGCUCCCAGGCCCCCGACGCCAAGGGUCACAACCAGUCCGGCAGUGAGACCAAGACCACUCUUCACUCGACCACGACCAAGACCGUGACCCUGAUCGAGCACCCUACCAGCACAGUCACUGCAGGCCGCGCCACUGCCACCGGCAACAGCGGUGCUGAUGCCAACGGCAGCGGUAGCGGCAAUGGCAGCGGAAACGCCAGCCAGUGCAGCCCUCAGACUGUGACCGUCACUGCUGCUGCCGCUGGCACCGUGACCGUGACUGCCACCCAGACCGUCACUGUCAGCGCCGAGUCGGCCGCUACCUCUGUCCCUGCCCAGAACCACCACCAGCAGAGCAGUGACAAUGCCAACAGCCAGACCGAGCAGAGCACCGCUGCCCAGACCUCCACCAUUGUGGUUGUCCCCACUCCCAGCUCUAGCCGUGUUCCUUCCUCCCGGGCCACGCCCUCGGGCUUCGCGACCAGCUCCAUGAUGGUUCGCCCCCCCUCCCCAGCAGCUCUGCCGCCGUGA
Molecule: messenger RNA, 1236 nt
Organism: Penicillium diatomitis
Lineage: Eukaryota; Fungi; Ascomycota; Eurotiomycetes; Eurotiales; Aspergillaceae
Exons: 3
Coding region: 1-1236 (411 amino acids)
Source: RefSeq, a predicted model, not a curated record